Molecule: messenger RNA, 3521 nt
Organism: Poeciliopsis prolifica (blackstripe livebearer)
Lineage: Eukaryota; Metazoa; Chordata; Actinopteri; Cyprinodontiformes; Poeciliidae
Gene: mafa
Product: MAF bZIP transcription factor a
Biological process (GO): regulation of transcription by RNA polymerase II
Cellular component (GO): nucleus
Molecular function (GO): RNA polymerase II cis-regulatory region sequence-specific DNA binding; DNA-binding transcription factor activity, RNA polymerase II-specific
Source: RefSeq, a predicted model, not a curated record
UUCCCGUUUCCAGCCUUACGUCAGGGCGGCUACAAUGCUCUUAAACUCAUCUGCUGUGUGAUCCCAGUAAAAAAUCGUCCCACUAGGUACUCAGCGGCAUCAAAACGUGCGAGACCGACUCUCGGCUUGUUUUCCCCCCCAACACCUCUCUCCGCUCGCGUAAUGUGUUCCUGAAGAAGGCGUUAAGUGUUAAAUGUUUGAAACACAAAACCACCGUGUUUCACAUGCUGAAAGAGGACUUCGCUACUCGUGCGCGCGGCACUGCUGCGUCUGUGCAAUAGACGCAAAGAAAAACUCCUCUCGCACGCCUGCAACUCCGUGGCUGCGCAGAAAGGACGCUGCAAAACCUCGUUUUUUCUAGUUUCAAGACAAACGCUUAAAAAUUCAAACUGGCUCACGUCUUUCCCAACCAGCCCAGUUUGACAGCUGCUCUUCACCCCGCUUGGAGGACUGUCAGCAGCAGCAGCAGCAGCAAGAGGAUGGCAUCAGAGCUGGCAAUGAGCAACUCCGACCUGCCCACCAGUCCCUUGGCCAUGGAAUAUGUUAAUGACUUCGAUCUGAUGAAGUUUGAAGUGAAAAAGGAGCCGGUGGAGCCCGAUCGCAACAUCAGCCAGUGCAGUCGCCUUAUCGCCGGGGGAUCCUUGUCUUCCACCCCGAUGAGCACGCCUUGCAGCUCGGUGCCCCCUUCCCCAAGCUUCUCGGCGCCCAGUCCGGGCUCGGGGAGCGAGCAGAAGACACACAUAGAGGAUUUCUACUGGAUGUCCGGUUAUCAACAGCAGUUGAAUCCAGAGGCGCUGGGCUUCAGCCCCGAAGACGCAGUCGAGGCGCUCAUCAACAGCAGUCACCAGCUCCAGUCCUUCGAUGGCUACGCCAGGGGCCAGCAGUUUACUGGCGCGGCCGGGACAGGAGGUUCCAUGGCCGGGGAAGAGAUGGGCUCCGCCGCGGCCGUGGUGUCAGCUGUGAUCGCUGCGGCAGCUGCCCAGAACGGGGCGCAACACCACCACCACCACCAUCACCACCACAACGGCAGUCACCACCAGGCACCCGGCGUUCAGUCCAACGGCACUUCUGGGACGAAUCACCCUCACAUGCGCCUGGAGGAUCGGUUCUCAGACGAGCAGCUGGUGACCAUGUCGGUGCGGGAGCUCAACCGGCAGCUGCGGGGGGUCAGCAAGGAAGAGGUGAUCCGACUGAAGCAGAAGAGGAGGACCCUAAAGAACAGAGGCUACGCGCAGUCAUGCCGGUUCAAGCGGGUUCAGCAGCGGCACGUCCUGGAGGGGGAGAAAACGCAACUCAUGCAGCAGGUCGAGCACCUAAAGCAAGAAUCCAGGCUGGUCCGGGAGAGGGACGCGUACAAGGAAAAGUAUGAGAAGCUCAUCAGCAACGGCUUCAGAGAAAAUGGAUCCAGCAGUGACAACAACCCCUCAUCCCCGGAGUUUUUCAUGUGAGUCUCAAACUUAUCGCGAAAAAAGAAAUAAAAAGUCACCCCUCCGAAAAGUUUUGGUUAUGAAGCUUUUUUUUUAUCAUCUUUUUUUUUUCCCGCAAAGCCAAAUAGACAAAGAAGUAAUUUGUCAAGUUUUUUAUGAUUUUAUACUUUUUUGUUCUUGUUGUUUUUUGUGUUUUUUUUAAAAGAAGCAACUCCCUCAAGUCUGUGACUGUUUAAAUGUGGAGGGUUUUUAUUAUUAUUUUGGACAGGCAUUAUAAGGAAACUUUCAUCAAUUGUUUUUUGUUUGUUUUUGUUUUUUAUUGUUAGCUGUACAUAGCGCAUACGAUGUCUGUCAGGCUCUUUUUCCACCGCUGUUCAUAAGGUUUGCAGUGCUGUUCUUUUUUUUUUUUUUUUUUUUUGAAAGUUGACUCAACGUCCCGCUGUUCAGAAAGUGUGCAUGCAUGCAUUAAGCAUACUCCUAUGAAGUUUCUCAGUGUUCCCUUUUACAACUUUUUUACUUUUGAUUCAAUGUACAGGUCCCUGCAAAGCUGCAAACGGGCUAUUUUUUUAUUAUUAUUAUUUUUAAUUUACCAAACUUGGAGGAUCGCAAGCCUGUCAUUUGACGCCACCUCAUCUCAUGCGUUUGUCUCUCAUUGUGUUGAGCAACGAAAAUGACUGUACUUUCAUCACAAACUGUCCAUUGUUUUAAAGAAAUUUGCUGUUGAACUGCCCUGCAUGCUGGACAUGUAUGGUUUUCUUUUCUUUAUUUUUGAGCUUGAAGAUGUUCCCUUUUCUCCCCUUUCUUUAUAUUUGGCCGGAUGACUCCAGCAUGUCAUUCAUUACUCCCAUCUUGGCCUCUCCUCACUUUUUUGGGACGAACACAAAAAAGUGACAGGACUCCCCCUCCCGCACCUCCCCUUCAAACGUAUGCAAGUGCAUUUCAGCUGUGUUGAAGUGCUCCACCAUCGACUGUCAUUAUACGCUGCAGAAAGUGCGCAGAGCAUUACCUGAUGGAACUUUUGUCGGCGGAGAUCCUGCAGCGAGAGGACGCAAAAAAAAAAAAAAAAAAAAAAAGAAAGAAAAAAAAGACUUCACAUUUAUAAGAAAAUCACCAGUCCAGUCUCUGGAAGUCUAGUCUGUUGCUAUAAGACGUUGUUAUUUAAAUAUAUACCAUUGUGCAUAUGUCAACAUUUGAAUAAUUUUCAAUAGCCUACAUAAUUUAAUUCUGAAGUUUUGUGAUGCAAAUUGCAAACAACAGGUUGAAACACAGAUCGCCAAAGGAAGGAGAGGUUGUUUUAAAAAAAAUAAAAAAAUAAAAUAAAAAGAAAGAAAAGGAAAAAUAGUCGUUGAUAAAAAAUUGGCUUGGCUCCAAUUUAUAAAGUGAUAAACAUUGUCCUGUUCAGAAACAGUGCUUUUGCAGCAUGCAUUAAUAAACUGAACUGUGCGCUCACACGUUUAAAUAUUAUACACAUAUAUUUUUUUAUUAUUUUAAAACAAUAUUUAAAAUAAUAAAAGUGCAUAACAAACACGAUUUGGAAAAAAAAAGGAAAAAAAAUGUUAAAUUGUCAUCGUUGAAGGCGAAGUGACUUGCAAUACACUUUCGAGAAAUGUCUCUCUUUCAAACUGACGUACUGAACUGCACUAAAAAAAGAUUUCGCCUAUCGUUAUGUGGGAAUCAGGGAAAUAAACAAAUUAUUCUGGAGAGCUCUCAUAAAGAUAAGAUUGACAGCCUGUUACGACUUAAUCGUAACGCUUCAAUGUGUAAUGAUCAGGUCGGAAGAGAAUGUUGUUUGUCUUUAAACUAAGUCAAUAUUUGCAAAGCAAUAACUAAUUAUUAUAAUUAUUAUUAUUCUAAUCGAUGAUGUCUGGACAUUGUUGGAUCUUCAGGGAUUGUUACCCUGCAUGUACAAAAACGAAAGCACCAUUCGCUAAUGAAUCUUAAAAGUAUGUUAAUUAUUCUUUUUUUCUUAUACAUAGUAUAUAUAAAAAUAUAUAUUUUGCUGUGCAAAAUUAUACCACUCACUAACCUUAUGUGAUGUUCAUAUGUGCUCUUUUUUUUCCAUUUCAUACAAUUAAAAGAUAUGCAAUAAAUGUA